Jaculus jaculus (lesser Egyptian jerboa) is the source of this 1172-nucleotide messenger RNA. RefSeq names its product proteasome 20S subunit alpha 4 (gene Psma4). Lineage: Eukaryota; Metazoa; Chordata; Mammalia; Rodentia; Dipodidae. The record is from RefSeq and is a predicted model, not a curated record. The coding region runs from base 151 to 921 and encodes 256 amino acids. Gene Ontology annotation, biological process: ubiquitin-dependent protein catabolic process. Gene Ontology annotation, cellular component: cytosol; nucleus; proteasome core complex, alpha-subunit complex. The transcript has 9 exons.
CCCUCCUCCGGCUCUGCGCACGCGCGGGGGCCAUAUUCACAGCGGAUACUCGAGCGGCCGAGUUGGUUCAUCUCCCCGAGAGUAAAGUGAUCGGUGCAGCUCUCCACCCUUCAGUGACGUCCCUCCGGAAUUCUAUAAGGUCCAGAAACCAUGUCUCGAAGGUAUGACUCCAGGACCACUAUAUUUUCUCCAGAAGGUCGCUUAUACCAGGUUGAAUACGCCAUGGAAGCUAUUGGCCAUGCAGGCACCUGUUUGGGAAUUUUAGCCAACGACGGGGUCUUGCUUGCAGCAGAGAGGCGCAAUAUCCACAAACUCCUCGAUGAAGUCUUUUUUUCUGAAAAAAUUUAUAAACUUAAUGAGGACAUGGCUUGCAGUGUGGCAGGCAUAACUUCUGACGCUAAUGUUCUGACUAAUGAACUGAGGCUCAUUGCUCAAAGGUAUUUAUUACAGUAUCAGGAGCCAAUUCCAUGUGAGCAGUUAGUUACAGCACUGUGUGAUAUCAAGCAGGCUUAUACACAAUUUGGAGGAAAACGUCCUUUUGGUGUUUCGUUGCUGUACAUUGGCUGGGAUAAGCACUAUGGCUUUCAGCUGUAUCAGAGUGACCCUAGUGGCAAUUACGGGGGAUGGAAAGCCACAUGCAUUGGAAAUAAUAGUGCUGCAGCUGUGUCAAUGUUGAAACAAGACUACAAAGAAGGAGAAAUGACCCUGAAGUCAGCACUUGCUUUAGCUAUCAAAGUGCUAAAUAAGACAAUGGAUGUUAGUAAACUGUCUGCCGAGAAAGUGGAAAUCGCCACACUAACGAGAGAACAUGGAAAGACGGUGAUCAGAGUCCUCAGACAAAAGGAAGUGGAGCAGUUGAUCAAAAAGCACGAGGAAGAAGAAGCCAAAGCUGAGCGCGAGAAGAAGGAAAAGGACGCAUAGGGGCCGGACUGGGGCUCUGUGACUCGCCUGGGCACCGCUUCAGCGUAAAAGCUCUCCUACCCCGAGGAGGCCGCCUCUCCGCCUUCAAACUUGUCCUUGGGGGAAAUAGGACGUGCAUGCUGAAUUGGGUCCUUGUCAUUUCUGUCCAGUUGAGUACUUUAUUGUAAUGAUAAUGAUUACUGUCUAUGGACAUCUUAAUCUCACACAUACCAGUUUUGUGUUUUUGGAAUAAAACUUGGAAAGAAUGAUAA